AUGUACUUCUCUGAUAUCAAGGACAACUUACAAUCUGAUGAGUAUACUACAAGAGUAGAGAGGUUCUUCACACACCCAAUGCAGCCACAGGAUUUCGAGAAGAACUGGCACGGUGAUGAUGACGAGAAGACAACACGCAUCAAACAAUUAGAGCUUCAACUGGAGAACGCCAUGGUGGCUUUGUGUCACAAGCGUAAACGAGAGGAACAAUUCGAUGGUGGUUCAGAUGAAGAUCAUGUCGUUUUGGAUGGUGACAAGACUGUCUCUGGCUCUUAUCAAUAA
This is a messenger RNA of Acytostelium subglobosum LB1, 282 nucleotides long. RefSeq lists its product as hypothetical. The coding region runs from base 1 to 282 and encodes 93 amino acids. The record is from RefSeq and is a predicted model, not a curated record. The transcript has a single exon. NCBI's taxonomy places the organism in Eukaryota, Evosea, Eumycetozoa, Acytosteliales, Acytosteliaceae.